GAAUUUGUUUUUCCAAUAAAUUCAUAUCCGACAAAUCCACAAGAUCCACCACCACCGAUUAUUUCUUUAAUCAUAUCUCGCAUGUUAUUAGAUUUCAGCGAAAUUAUCAUUAUACAAGUUUACACAUCUUUUUCUGAUAAACUAUAUACUCUCCGAGAUAAUAAAAAUAAGUUUUCAGUUGAUAUAUAUGGCGGAUAUGGAAAACGUCACACUAUCUCUAAAGAGUUGACACAGGAUAUUAGAGAAAUUGUUAGUGCAUGUAAAGACAUUGCCCAGAAUUUUGGAUCGAUAUGUGGAGAUAGUUGGGAUCGAAUUUCUAUGGACAUUCGUGGUCUUUAUACUAUAAAAUCAUUCUCUACAAAUUUAACUGAUGUGUCAUCACAACCAACGGGUGAUUCAAAAAUAUCAUUACAGAAUUG
Molecule: messenger RNA, 419 nt
Organism: Racocetra persica
Lineage: Eukaryota; Fungi; Glomeromycota; Glomeromycetes; Diversisporales; Gigasporaceae
Source: the annotation of a GenBank genome assembly